This is a messenger RNA of Anopheles marshallii, 1806 nucleotides long. It is a transcript of the gene Shal, whose product is annotated as potassium voltage-gated channel protein Shal. The transcript is spliced from 6 exons. The record is from RefSeq and is a predicted model, not a curated record. Bases 1 to 1806 code for a protein of 601 amino acids. Lineage: Eukaryota; Metazoa; Arthropoda; Insecta; Diptera; Culicidae. Gene Ontology annotation, cellular component: voltage-gated potassium channel complex; membrane. Gene Ontology annotation, molecular function: A-type (transient outward) potassium channel activity; protein binding. Gene Ontology annotation, biological process: protein homooligomerization; potassium ion transmembrane transport.
AUGGCUUCGGUCGCCGCUUGGUUGCCAUUCGCACGGGCGGCGGCCAUCGGCUGGGUGCCGAUAGCGUCCCAUCCGCUGCCGGCCCCACCGGUGUUCAAGGACCGGCUGCGCUCGGAGGACGAGAAGCUCAUCAUCAACGUGUCCGGGCGGCGGUUCGAAACGUGGCGCACGACGGUCGAAAAGUACCCGGACACGCUGCUCGGCUCGAACGAGCGUGACUUCUUCUACGAUGAGGACAGCAAGGAGUACUUCUUCGAUCGCGACCCGGACAUCUUCCGGCACAUUCUCAACUACUAUCGAACCGGCAAGCUCCACUACCCACGGCACGAAUGUCUGCUCAGCUACGACGAGGAGCUGGCAUUCUUUGGCAUCAUGCCGGACGUGAUCGGCGACUGCUGCUACGAGGACUACCGCGAUCGGAAGCGCGAAAACGCCGAGCGGCUGAUGGAUGACAAGCUGUCGGAGAACAGCGACAACAACCUGCAGCAGCUGACCAACAUCAGACAACGGAUGUGGCGCGCCUUCGAGAAUCCGCAUACUUCCACUGCCGCGCUCGUGUUCUACUACGUCACGGGCUUCUUCAUUGCUGUAUCUGUGAUGGCGAACGUCGUCGAGACGGUGCCGUGCGGGGUGCGGCCGGGCCGUGCCGGUACGCUAUCCUGUGGCGAACGCUACAAAAUCGUCUUCUUCUGUCUGGACACGGCGUGCGUCAUGAUUUUUACCGCGGAGUAUCUGCUGCGGUUGUUUGCCGCACCGAACCGGUGCAAAUUUGUGCGCAGCGUGAUGAGCAUCAUCGAUGUGGUUGCGAUCCUGCCGUACUACAUCGGUCUCGGCAUCACCGACAACGACGAUGUGUCCGGUGCGUUCGUGACGCUCCGAGUGUUUCGCGUCUUCCGUAUCUUCAAGUUCUCGCGACACUCGCAAGGUUUGCGCAUUCUGGGCUACACGCUCAAAUCGUGCGCAUCCGAGCUUGGGUUCCUGGUGUUCUCCCUUGCCAUGGCCAUCAUCAUCUUCGCCACGGUCAUGUUCUACGCGGAGAAGAACGUGGACGGUACCAACUUUACCUCGAUUCCGGCCGCGUUCUGGUACACGAUCGUCACCAUGACCACGCUUGGUUAUGGUGAUAUGGUGCCGGAAACGAUUGCCGGCAAGAUCGUCGGUGGCGUUUGCUCGCUGAGCGGUGUGCUGGUCAUCGCGCUACCUGUACCUGUAAUCGUGUCCAACUUCAGCCGCAUCUACCAUCAGAACCAGCGGGCGGACAAGCGGAAAGCACAACGGAAAGCACGCCUUGCCCGAAUACGAAUAGCGAAAGCGGGCGCCAGUGCGGCGUUCGCGAGCAAGAAGAAGGCGGCCGAGUCGCGCCUAGCGGCGCAGGAGUCUGGCAUUGAACUGGACGACAACUACAACGAUGAAGACAUCUUUGAGCUACAGCAUCAUCAUCUGUUGCGAUGCUUGGAGAAGACUACGGACCGGGAGUUUGUCGAGCUAGAGACGCAGUACAAUGGACAGACGAAGCGGCCAGGAUCUCCGUCACCGAUGGCCAGUCCGUCACAUUCGGCCAACACGGCCACCGGAGCAACCGGGCUCCUGCAGUCCUGCUGCGGACGAUGCUGCUCGCAGCGAUAUCAGGACAACCGGGAGUCUGGAAGGAUCUCCUUCGAUGACACGGGAGUGGAGGAAGGGAAUGAAGGCAGAGGCGUAAGAAGAAGAGAAAGCAAUGGGGACUGUGAGCGUACGGGCACCAAUGCAGCCAAUAAUUCGAACCAGCAUGCCAAUCCUUUGCAAGGUACCGGUAUGCGUAUGUAA